This is a messenger RNA of Scleropages formosus (Asian bonytongue), 3806 nucleotides long. RefSeq names its product sodium channel subunit beta-1-like. Gene Ontology annotation, cellular component: voltage-gated sodium channel complex. NCBI's taxonomy places the organism in Eukaryota, Metazoa, Chordata, Actinopteri, Osteoglossiformes, Osteoglossidae. Gene Ontology annotation, biological process: regulation of sodium ion transmembrane transporter activity; sodium ion transport; regulation of heart rate by cardiac conduction. The record is from RefSeq and is a predicted model, not a curated record. Gene Ontology annotation, molecular function: sodium channel inhibitor activity; transmembrane transporter binding. The transcript has 6 exons. Bases 1231 to 1902 code for a protein of 223 amino acids.
GCAACAUUUGAGCUUCGCCGAAGCAGGCUGUGUUUUGCACUUUUAUUGGCUAAGGCCGUUUUUGGGGGAAGUGUGUAAAUCUCAGGGUGCCGAAGCUGAGGGGCUCAGGGGGGGGAAAUGUUACCAUUUAUGAUACAAUCCUGUUAAAAUGUUACGUUGACGGCAGCGAGUCGCUUUUUUUUUGAUGAUGCAAAUACUGCACGCAAUAAUGCACUACUGUGAGCCGAAAACAGAACGUAUACCCGCUAAAAAUAAAUAAUAUUUAAAAAUAAUAUCCAUAAAAAUGAUAAAUAAGCAAUAGGUAAGGGCAGCAAUAAUAGAAACUAUCUAGCAAGUUCAUCACUGAACUGUGACGGAUUUUUAAGCCAAAGGAAAGCACUUUGAAACAGGUGAAUGGAUAUUAUUUGCGAAUCCUUUAAAAUUUUGAAGCCUUUGCUUUUGCUCGUGUUUAUUCUCCAAGAAAAGGUUACUGUCCACCCACGUCAGGUCGGUUUGAAUGACUGGUGCUGGAGGCCUGCAGUAGCUCCUGGUCUUCCACUAUCUGCAUGACCUUCAUAAACAUAAGUGUCCUGUUGUUUCCAGCGACAGAUAAACCCCAAGAAAUCAUUAUAAACAAACUAAUAAUGAAUAAUCUGUGAAUAAUCGAUCAAAUACAGGUAUAAGUUUGCCUGCAUUGGGUAUCACUGUGCUGCUAAACUGAAGGCCUCCCUUUCAUGCGUUUCACAUUUAUGUAAAUUUAAACAAAAACCCGUUCAGUCGUGUUCUGAGCGUUAAGAGUUUGCGACGUGGAGUGUAAUUUUAGGAUCUCCAUCGCGGACAGCGGUAACCUCGAGUAAGGUUCGUCACCAGUGAGAAUUUGAGGGCAGCAUCUUGUUGGAGCCGUGGUACUGAAGCUGUGGCUCAAAUUCAACUCUGUUUUUACUCCCGAGACCCCUUGUUUUCUCCAACAUUUUACUGGGCUCCGAAAAGGCUGACCGUGCUUCUGAUCUACAGAAGACUCAUUUGAAAGAUGAAUUUUUCAUGACAACAUCCAGGGCCAGACAGACAGAGACACAGUGCCAAAUAGUGAAGUAACAAAAAAGCACACCUGCAAAGAAGACAAGUUUCAUCGACUGAAAAACGUCUCAGGUGACAAAAUUUGAGGUCCAAGUCCUGUCACUGUAAGACCAGCAGGGCAGUCUAGCUACCAGCUACCGUGCGCCUUUGUUACAUCAAGCUCAUCCCCGAUCCAUGGGCAUGUCUGCACUGCGGCUGCUUCUCAUCCCAGGUCUGCUGUGCGCGUUGCAUGUGUCCCUGUGCAAGGCAGCGUGUGCGGAGGUGGACUCCGACACAGAAGCGGUGGCUGGCCAGGGAUUCAAGCUCGGCUGCAUCUCCUGUAAAAUGAGGGGGGAGGUCGAAGGCAGCGCCAGCGUGGAGUGGUACUUCCGAGCCAGGGGGGAGUCCAAUUUCGUUCAUAUCUAUACCUAUGAGGACAGGACUCCUACCAUAUUGGAUGAGCGCUUUGAGGACCGUGUGGACUGGAAUGGCAGCAAGAACACCAAUGACAUUCAGGACGCGUCCAUCUAUCUCCUCAACGUCACCUUCAACGACUCUGGGGCUUACCGCUGCUUCUUCAACCGCAUCCUCACCUACACCUACUAUGAGUUCCGUACCACAGCAAGCAAAAUCGUCCACCUCACAGUGGUGGCCAAAGCCACCAGGGGAACGGCAUCCAUCGUGUCGGAGGUGAUGAUGUACGUGUCCAUCAUCGGCCUGCAGCUGUGGCUGCUGGUGGAAAUGAUCUACUGCUACAGAAAGAUCGCAGCAGCUGGGGACGAGGCGCUGAGAGAGAGCGCGGCGGAAUAUCUAGCAAUAGCCUCGGAGAGUAAAGACAACUGUGCCGGCGUUCAAGUGGCAGAAUAGUACAGGCCUCAUAUGCUGCCAAGCCCUCUCACUAAGUUACCCAAACACAACAAUUUCUUAAUCUUGAACUCUGGCCACACUCUCACUUCACCGAAUAACGAAAUGCGGGCACAAAGACGGGCAGUUGUCUUUUUUUUUUCAUAUUUUAAAGAAGUCUGCACCUGAGACAAAACUGAAAACGGACAAAAGCUGGUGGAGGCAUGAGAGGAGCAAUCCUACGGAUCACCUCAUCAUAUCUGUGUUUCUAUCACAAAAAUUAUUACAACAGCUCAAAAUUAUUAUAGACCUGGUGAAUGAUUUGAGCUUACAGGGAGUGAUACGAAGCAGUGUGACUCAGAGGUGGGUAACCGUUGUAACCGUGAGCUUAUUAACUGAACGCUUAAAAGCACCACUACUACCUGGUACUACUGUAGUAUCCUUGAGUAAUGUACUUACCAUAAAUAGCUCCAGGUAAAAUACAUAAUUGUAUAAAAGGAUCUAGUACUGUAAGUUGUGCUAGCUGAGCAAGGUAUUAAUAAUAAUUUUGCUGUUUUCUCACAUGGCAGGGGUGCACAUCCCACAAGGCAUAUUAAAUCUAUGCUUUCAGAGUCUGUUGAACAAGCACUUGAAUUUCCUCUGUCAAAUGAAACUGAAAUAAAUUGCAGCGCAUUUAUUUUGCCUAACUUAUGGGGUUACAUAAAUAGGGUAUAUUUUCUAUUUGGGAAAUUUCACUGAAGUGUGAUGAUCAGUCCACAGGGUGGAGCUAAGGGGUUUGGGAAGCUUUUAAUUUUCUUUUUAUCACAAGUGUUAAUAUCCAGAAAACCCCAGUUAGAAUUUAGCUUCCAAAAGCCUCUUGCGAUCUCUUUUCAUUUACAGGUACCUCAGGCAGAUCCUUUCAUAUAUGUCGGCUGUCCCUGUACAUAGGCUUUGUUUUCAUCUUGACUCUUCUAGCAUGUCACAUGCUGCUGGAUGUUUGUAGUGUUACACUCACUACACCUGAAUUUUUCACAUGGCACAGCAAAACUAGCUGGGGGAUUAAAAUCACUAUUAGCCUCAGCAGAGAUUAUUAUGUACGCGUUACUUGGAAUUAACAUAGAGGUUAUAGGAACGUUUAGUCAACCUGGAACUUUUUUGCACUAGUUAGCUAAUUCCGUCAGUUAAGGAAGACGUUUUUCUUGAAAAGUAAGUUACAUUUUUCGAAGCAGUAAGAUCCUUACGGUGAUCCUGACAUGACUCAGUGCCUCUGUCUCCCUCUGUACAUAUGCUCCCGAAGCACCAGUGAUCGUGUGAACAUUGUCUGUGUGCUAUAAUUUUCCAUUCCGUUGUAUUUUCUGUUGUUUUGAUUAAUUUGCAAAAGACACAUGAAUAUAUUAAUGUAUAAUAAUCUAUAGGAGGCUCUUCUGUUUAUGUACAGUUCUCUCUGUAUAUGCAAUGUGUUUAACACCAGAGAGACGUGUCUGUAAUAGGGCAGCACAUUGGAUAAGGGCAUAAACAUAUUGCGUGAAAAUUGCUUGACGGUGUGGAUCUCAGGAAAGGUCCUACUCUUGCAUCUUUGAGUAAUUUACUGUAAUUUACUAGUCCGAAUUUGCUCCAGGUAAUAUGUCCUGUUCGGUGAAUGUGUAAAAUUUAAAUCUUUCUGAAUAAAAGUUUCAGGUAAGGACUCACAUAAUAAAAUAAUGAAAUGAAAUGGCAUGUUGAAACUAUACCUCCGUCCAAUUACAAUGUCGAAAAUGUGACUGUAUGCUUCUACUACGUUUUGCCUCUACCUCCUAUAUAGUAUGCUAUAUUUGCAACUGCUAGUUUCAGUAUAUUAUUUAUGCAACUUUUUGGUUGCAGUGGAAAAAAUGCACGUCAACUCGGACGCUGUAAUCUAAGUUGUAAUUACAUGCGUUACUGUGAUUUAUGUGGGUUUUUUUGGGUAUGUA